AUGGACGCAUACGAAAAGUAUUACUCCAAAAAAGUGGAUGAAAAGACCAUGGAGAGAAUCAAGAAAGGUUUUAAGGUCUACUGGGAGGAGGUCAUCCUCGGAAAGUUUGGCAAGAAGGACGAGGUCACUGAAGACGAAUUUGUCGCCUCAAUGACCAAAGAGUACCAGUCAAAUCCCGAGGGCUUCCGACAAACCGUCCGCCACAUGUUCGAAGAGAUUAUUGGCACCGCUGACGUAGACGGGAACAAAAUGGUCAAUUUCGAAGAGUUCUAUGUGCUUUUCUGCGCUUUUGGACACAGCGACAAACAAAUUCUGAAACGCAUGUUUAAUGACUACGGUCCCACGAAAAAGAACGAGAUCUCGUUGGCGGACAUGACCGAAUCAUGGGUAGAUAUUUUGGUUGGAGAAGAUCCAAACAAGGUCAACGUCGUCAUCAAUGCCUUCACAGAAGGCGCUGCUCCGGGAACUAUUGCGAUGUAA
Messenger RNA from Liolophura sinensis, 480 nucleotides. RefSeq lists its product as uncharacterized. Bases 1 to 480 code for a protein of 159 amino acids. The transcript has a single exon. The record is from RefSeq and is a predicted model, not a curated record. NCBI's taxonomy places the organism in Eukaryota, Metazoa, Mollusca, Polyplacophora, Chitonida, Chitonidae. Gene Ontology annotation, molecular function: calcium ion binding.